AUGUUCUGUGUGGGUGUUUCCCACGCCUCUCGGGGCCUGGACGUCCUGACAGCGUCCAGCUCUGACCCUGAACCUGGACCGAGCAAAGACGUUCUGCAGCCGGAGCUCAGGGACAGGAGCAGGAGACACGCUCCAUUAGACUCUGCAGAGGAUGGAAACGUUUCUCUUCCCACAGCGCCCCCAGUGGUGACCAAGAGCAUGUCCUUGUAA
Messenger RNA from Knipowitschia caucasica, 210 nucleotides. The record is from the annotation of a GenBank genome assembly. NCBI's taxonomy places the organism in Eukaryota, Metazoa, Chordata, Actinopteri, Gobiiformes, Gobiidae.